UUUAACGAGGACCCAUUUCGCUCUCGGAUCUUUGGAGGUCCUCAGAUUUCAACUUCUCAAUAAGACACAACAAGAACCUGUUUUGCCGAGACGAACGAUGAUGAACCUGUUUUGCUUUUGUGGAGCCAAGGAGAAUGUCAUUGAGAUGCCGGUGGACAAAAUGGCCUUAGACGAUGUGGAUACCUUUAGUCUUGGAGACGGUUCAUUGUGUGACCAUUAUCGGGCAAGAUGGACUUACUAUGGUGACAAGACUGCCCUGGUGGACCACGUAACCGGUGACUUACUGACUUAUUCGGAGCUUCUGGAAACAGUGUCUCAGUUAGCUGGAGCUUUGUCUGCCAUCGGGGUUACAGCUCGUCAACGGGUAGCGCUUCAUGCCGAUAAUUCGAUGCAGUCUGUUCUUGCUCUUUUAGCACUAGAAUUUUUGAAUGCAACCACUGUUGCAUGCAAGACUAGCUUUACCGUUCGCGAGAUGGUGUAUCAAUGUACUGCGGCGGAUGUCGAAUUUAUCAUAACCGAUAAAGCAUGCUAUAAUGUAGUACUGCAAUCACUCGAUCAACUUCCAAUGGUUCGGAAAGUUGUGGUGGCUAAUAUGGGUUCGCCUGCCACCGAUCUACGUAUCGCAGCCACUAUGGAGGAUCUAUUAAAGCGCAGAGCCUGUUUCAGGGUACCAGAUGACGUUGACCCGAGUGAAGACGAAGUGCUGAUAGUAUUCACGUCGGGUACAACUGGCCUACCUAAAGGUGUGCUGCACACCCAUAGCGGAUUCAUCGCACAAUUCAGGAUAACAGGUCCAUCAGGAAGUAACGUGAUUCGCUCGACUGACGUUUGUUUUCAAUGGGGCCCACUGAGUCACAUAUCGGGAAAUCUGAGCCUUCAGCUUGCGCUUAACGUAGGUGCUACCAGCAUUAUCGGCGACGUCAAACGCGACCUUCGAGAUUGCGUUCGAAUAUGUGACACGCACAGGGUGACAUUCUUAAUAGCCAUGCCGGUCGUGCUAAAAGCGAUGAUCGACUUACUGAAAAUCAACCCUGGUGGCUGUAGUACACUCAAAACUGUUCUUGUUGGUGGUGGCGUCGUAAGCGUGUCUUGGUCGAAGGAGUUUCUUUCACUGCUUAAUCUUGACUGUUACCGUAUCGUCUUCGGGAUGUCCGAGUCUCUCCUUGUUUGUGCAACUCCCGAUCAAGAAAAAUGGAUAACCUCCAUAGGUUUGCCUAUGCCCGGCGUCGAAAUGAAGAUUGUAGAUAGCGAAGGAAAUGCCCUUAGCCCAAAUGAGAAAGGAGAAAUCGCCAUCAGAGCUCCGUGCAACAUGAAGGGAUAUGAUAAAAAUCCCGAAGCUACAUCUGAAACCAUUGUUAAUGGUUGGCUCAUGACAGGGGAUUGCGGUUAUGUGGACGAACAAGGAGUGUACUUUAUUUUAGAGCGUAUCAAGCAAAUGAUCAAGUGCAUGGAUAAUCAGCUUGCGCCAGCUGAACUUGAAGAUUUCCUUAUUAGCAGCCAUGAGAGUAUCAAGGAGGUGGCCAUUAUCGGCUUGCCGGAUGAUAAAGUUGGUGAAGCACCGGCUGCUUACGUGGUACUCAAGGAUGAAGUGGAGCCUUCGGACGAACUAAGAAAGCAGAUAGCAGACAUGGUUAAAGAGGAGUUUUCUGUCUACAAGCAUCUUUAUGGAGGGGUAUUUUUUGCAAAGGAAUUGCCGAAAACGGACUCCGGAAAAUUCGCGAAAACCGAUCUCAAGAAACUUAUUUUAGAGGGUAACAUGGAGAUAUUUUAGUGCGUUUAUUAUUGUCUUCGACACACAGUUUUCCGAUCGAGGUCGUUUCUGAAGUAUAAUAAGGACAGGACUUCCAAAAAGCGAGUGUGUAUUCCUUUCCAAGCAAUAUCACUUUGUAAACAGCUAUCAAUAAAUAUAUGUAACCAUAUAUUUAACCAUAUAUUCAACGAUGUCUUCACUCAUGUCAUUACCACAAACACAUUUUAACAAGAAAGAAAAUAAGUUUAUUGACAAUAAUCUAAGUUACAUUGACAUGCGUGGUAUGUUUAGUCUAAAUUAUUAUUAUUUAUGGAACGAUGUCAUUGCCACUGUCGCAUCCACAAGCUCGGUGACAGGAUGAUAAGCGCGCAUAUGUUAGUCUUCUUCUAUGCAUACCUUUUGCUUCCAUAAGUGAUUUUUGUCGAAAUGGAAAUCCUUGAGAAAUGUUCCAUUCGAGACAACUUUCAGAACAGAAAAUUAGAACCGCGCAUGCUAGGCUAGCUAACCAAUGUGUCCAUCGUAAAGGAAAAAAACUCGUUUGACUGUUACCAACUUCUACGAUACUCUUUCCAGUUUUCGUGAGAACGUUGGUAAUAUAAUGAAUGGGGCCGGUAAUAAAGGUACCCAGUGAGAAGUAACGUGGCGAUUAGGGCCAGCCAGGCCCCUUUGUUCACCAUGUAACAAUAUAGAAUGUGUUGCUUAUAAUAUUAGCUUAUCUUAUAAUAUGCUAGCCCGCUUUUUGCCUGAAGAGCUCUUCUCGGUGACAGCCCGAUUUCUUCACAGCCAUACAAAGAAGGGAGUGUUCUUCACCGUAGUAGACAGAUGCUGCAGAAGCUUGCACGAAAUUAAAAAACGUAGAUUAAAUAAUGUGCAAGAUCUCGCCCCACUCGUACAUUUUCAUAACUGAGCAAGCUCUUAGUUUCGUAUGUAAAGCUUGUAGCUGAAGAAGAUAUAUUAGCUAGCCUACUUCCGUCCAGUGGGACGAUAGAUGGUUCAUCCAUGAGCUUAUCCCACGUGGCACGCACUAUGCUUUAAUUUAGACUUUUAUAGACAAUUUAUCAAAUGCAUUAGUCCCAAAUUUGGUAUUCAGUAACCUGAUGUCAGGUCGAAACGACUGCGUUUCUGUAUCCUCGCGGUAGACUUAAGAUGGUCAGUCGGGAUCUUUUGCGCUUUAGAGUGUAUGGAUUGGAUGUAUUAGUGUGUAAUGAAUUUGUUAGCAGCCUGAUAGACUGUCGAGCAAACACGGGAUACAUAAAAUGUAAUAUUUUUUUUAUCAUCCAUAGUUUCACAUACGUAUGUAUUCCUUUUAUAUAUCAGUCUGUAUAUUUUCUAUUUCUAUCUGUUAUUCCAUGUAUUAUUGCACAUAUUUUGUGCAUGAAGUUGCCUACAUCAGGCUCGCGGAGUAUGAUGAUACAUACGAGCAAUAAGUUUUAAAGAACGCGUCUCCAUUAUCGGUUCUUGUUGACGUUGCCAGGACCAUUGGUGGCGUUCGCAGUGGGGUCGUUGCCGUCCUCGUGUGUUUCCUGUAUGCGACAGUUACUAUUGGCCCGAAACUACGUAUCGGUAUCACUCGAUCGCAUUCACUCCUGCGCUGACUCUCUUCCAAAGAAAACUGUCACUGAGUUCGGUGAGGCGGCUCCAGAGGAAACGCACAAGUAUAAUGUCAGCAGCCUGGAGAUCCCUGUUUCUAAUCCUUCAUACAAUUUUACUUUUCCAUUAAUAAUUGGUUCAUCAUUCUGUCAGUUCCUUUUAUUCCGCACAUUUUUCAAGAUUCUAUUGCUGCUGCUGCUUUCCUAGUUACUGUUGGUGCACGCCACCAGCCGUUCCUCCUCCUAGCCGGUCAAUCUUUUGCUUUUCCUGUUUCUUUUGUUUUCCAGUCCAUUUUUUCUUGUUGUCUGUCCUGCAACUACUUCUGAAGGGACAGUCAUGGUCGUGUGCUCAUGUCGCCAGUGGCCGCCGCGUGAGUGACGCCGGUAACAGGGGCGGGUGACGACUGCGCAAGGCGACGCUAAUGUGUUUGCUAUGCAAGCGACAGACACUAAAAUAACGGCGACACGCGUUGAUUGUAGCGAUGUGUCACUGAGGCGAAAACCAAGUGAGAGUAGUGAGCAAAAUCACCGCUAGAGACGGGAGCCAUGAUGGCGACAGCGGCGGCAGCGAACCUAGCGGUAUAGGUGCGUGCCGCCGCGUCGUCUUGGCGGGAGACCUCGAGCGCUAGCUAGCGCUCGAUGCCUGCCUGGCCGGCUUGCUGGCUGGCCGCCGUACUCGGCACAAAGGGACACGGAUAAUAUUGGGAGAGCGAUCGUUCUCCGUGAAAAACCCCGCUUAAAGCUGUUCGGGGAGUGUCCAAGAACAAGAAGCUCAAGGCGAAUAUUGUCAGCCGGUCGACGCAUAGAGCAAGCUCUCUCGUCUGCUUACCUGUUUCGCUAAACGUAAAAAGUUAUUGCCUAAAUAAUCAUAGUUUGAAGUUAUUUGUUAGCAGAAAAAAUAGACCCGAAGAACAAAGGCGGCAACGCGUUACUAUCAUAGACGACGUACGCGUUAUCGGUAUUAGUGAAUGUAGGACUGCUGUAACAUCCGCCGACAUACGAAUAAGAAAAAAGUGAACUUGUAUCAAACUCUGCAUCAUGUGGGUGACACCGUUAGUUUUGUUCUCCGCUAUCGUUGGUCUCUCGUCUCUUGACCCACUCUAUCCCUCGGAGAGUGACCCGAACUUCAUGAAACUGUUCGAGCGCAAAUACUCGAAUUUAUUGAGCAUUGAUCAAAAUCGUUGCCUUCAAAAGCUCACAUGCAUCCUCGCAAAAAAUCAGACUUCUUUUGAGGAUCCAGUCAUCGCCAACAUUGUACGCGACUUCGAAACUUUGAAGAACAUUCACACCAACUCACCUGCCUAUCCUUUUCUUGCAGCAUAUCAGACGGGACUUAGUAAACAACGAUGUGACAAGGUAUAUCCUGAAUGUCCAAUCGGAUUCGUUGCCGAUGAGCGCCCUCUGGACGAAGACGAUGAAGAGGUUGCUGGAGUCAUAGACGAUCAGCAGCCCGUACAAGAACAAACGACUGCUAAAAACGAGGGGCAAUUAUUGUGAUAAUGAACAAGUGUUUCAAAAGUUUACGCAAGCUACAUUAAAAAACAGCGAAAAUAAAAGUACUGGCAGCUUGAGGCACAGCGUGAACAUAAAAUGUAGGGUGCCUUAAACCGAUUGAUCUGAGACAGAGCUGAUAAUCCGCAGAAGUGACUGCUCUUCAUUCCUACUAAGUCGUAGCUUCUUGGUUCGUAGUACAGCUCUCAUAAGAUGUGAAGUGGCCGUUGAUGUUUUAGCUUUGACUGGUGUUUCUAUUUUACGCAUUUUGUACAAAACAUGUAACAUUAUAUUUGUCUUAAUAAAAUAUUUAGUGUAGGCUUUCGGAGCCACACUAAUAAAAACAUUUCUGUGGUUACUGCUUUGAAAUUACGCUACAGGUAUAAGACGUGUUCAUUAUGUAAUAAUUCUAGUGGGCCACUACUGUAGUAUAUAUUGUGCAUAGAUGAUAUUUUGUUUGAAGCAUAUUAUGUAAGUCGCAUAGUCUGUCUUGCAGUAUCAAUAUGGCGACUCAAGCAGUUUACUUAAAUUAACUUUUCAUAGUCAAUUGAUUUAUCAA
Molecule: messenger RNA, 5389 nt
Organism: Varroa destructor (honeybee mite)
Lineage: Eukaryota; Metazoa; Arthropoda; Arachnida; Mesostigmata; Varroidae
Molecular function (GO): CoA-ligase activity
Source: RefSeq, a predicted model, not a curated record